AUGGGAUGGAGGCAGAUCUUUCAUUUGCCUCGAGAAAUGUGUCGACAGGUGGCUCUUGCACUUCAGCAUCCAGAACUAUACCUUGACAAAGUGAAAGAUGCUGGAGAGCCAAUAGAAAGUUCGGCUAAAUGCACGUCAUGUAAUUUUGCCUUAGCCUUCACUGAUGAAGACUUAUUGUUGGGUUCAAAACCUCACAACCGACCCUUGUUUGUUGCUGGUUAUAUUUUUGGCCAGAGAGUGAAUCGUAUCUUAGUGGAUGGAGGUUCAGCUGUCAACAUCAUGCCAAAGUCCACCAUGAUUGAUUUGGGGAUCACUAUGGAAGAUCUUUCUGAUAGUCGUCUAAUGAUCCAGGGGUUCAAUUUGAACAGUCAGCGUGCCAUAGGCAUAAUACGUCUUAACCUUGUGAUGGGAGAGUUAACAUCAUCUACUCUCUUCCAUGUCAUAGAUACAAAGACGUCAUAUAAAAUGUUGCUUGGACGACCAUGGUUACACGAAAAUGGGGUGGCGCAUCAACCCUUCAUCAAUGUCUGA
Molecule: messenger RNA, 531 nt
Organism: Beta vulgaris subsp. vulgaris (sugar beet)
Lineage: Eukaryota; Viridiplantae; Streptophyta; Magnoliopsida; Caryophyllales; Amaranthaceae
Exons: 1
Coding region: 1-531 (176 amino acids)
Source: RefSeq, a predicted model, not a curated record